Messenger RNA from Aquila chrysaetos chrysaetos, 3278 nucleotides. It is a transcript of the gene ZDHHC4, whose product is annotated as zinc finger DHHC-type palmitoyltransferase 4. Gene Ontology annotation, cellular component: Golgi apparatus; endoplasmic reticulum. The record is from RefSeq and is a predicted model, not a curated record. Bases 592 to 1623 code for a protein of 343 amino acids. Gene Ontology annotation, molecular function: protein-cysteine S-palmitoyltransferase activity. The transcript is spliced from 7 exons. Gene Ontology annotation, biological process: peptidyl-L-cysteine S-palmitoylation; protein targeting to membrane. Lineage: Eukaryota; Metazoa; Chordata; Aves; Accipitriformes; Accipitridae.
GAGCACGGACCGCGCCGGCUGCGGGGAUGGUUUCAGUUGACAGCCAGCGCGUAAGGAACCAGCACAGGACUUUUAACUCCUGUGGCCUUAGCCCACCUCAGCCCGGUUCUAGAUGAGAUCCCUGCGGGUACUGGGGCAAACUCAGCCCUACUUCUUACAGCACGUGGGACGUGAUGGUGUGAGAGGAGGCUCCUUAUUAAAAGGGAACAUAAAGCUCAGAGCUCCUGUAGAAGACAAAAUAAUUUUGCUUUAGAGAUUUCACCAAAGGCAACAAAUCUGAAGGAAGUUUUUGCGGGUUCCUCAGAAAUGACACGAGAUGCGCCACGCCAGUUACACAGACCCUCUGGAAACAGAAGAAAACGGCACAUCAACUCCGCUCAACUCAUACGGUAACGAGCUGCCCAGGACCAUAAGAACUCUACACCCAGCUGUGGGAUUUAUAAAAAUGAUUUCGCUUUUAUUUCUACUGCUUUAAUCUCCGUUCUCUGCGGCGGAGGAAGGAAGAAGGCCGGAGCGAACGGCUCUCCCCAGCUCCUACUGGAGGCGACGGCUGAUUCCUCGCUCGAUUUGGAGCCGCUUCCCGGACUCGGGAUGGACUUUCUGACACUCUUCUUGAUUUACUUGUGUUUUGUUCUCACUGCUAUUGCUCUACUCUGCAUCUGCACGGGAAGGAAGGAGAGUUGCCUCGCAAGAAGCGUCAAUGGUGCAAGCCAGGUAUUGUCAUUUGUAAUCCCCACACAGCUCCAGAGAGUGACACAGAAGGCACUUCACAGGCUCUUCCACACAAGAAGCUGUUUGUUUGUUGUCCUGCACGUAGCCUUGCAAGCUGCAGUGUAUGGGGAAUACACAUGGGAAGUGUUUGUUUACUGCUGGGAGCUGCAGUUCCACCUCCUCCUCCUGCUGCUGCCCUACCUGCUGCUGGCUGGGAACAUGGGCUGUUUCAUUCUCUGCUCCCAGGCCAAUCCAGGUAUAAUAACAAAAUCAAAUCAUGCAUCAUUGGUUAAGAUUUAUGCAUAUGAUGGUGUAUUAUUUCAGAAAGGCAUUGUGUGUCCUACAUGCAACAUGGAGAAGCCAGCCAGAUCAAAACAUUGCAGUUUCUGCAGUAUAUGUGUACAUCGUUUUGAUCACCACUGUGUGUGGGUCAACAACUGCAUUGGUGCCUUCAAUGCAAAGUAUUUCUUCCUUUACCUCUUCACACUGACUGCCAUGGCUGCAACUGUUGCAAUCAUCACCACAGCAUUUCUCAUCCAAGUGGUGCUGCUGUCAAAUAUGAUGCAUGGGAAUUACAUUGAUGACCAAGGACAAGAGCGUGCUGUUGAGAUUCUCUUUCUCAUUCAGCACCUUUUCUUGACUUUUCCUAGGAUUGUCUUCAUGCUUGGUUUUGUCAUUCUUCUCACACUUGUACUGGGUGCAUACUGCUGUUUCAAUCUAUAUUUGGCCUUAACCAACCAAACUUCCAAUGAAUGGUAUAAAUCCAGAAGACAUGGGUGUUCCCACCAUCUAGCAUUGCAGCCUCAUGACAGACGAGUUGUCUACAAAAACAUUUAUUCUAAAGGAGUCUGGAUGAAUUUAAAGGAAAUCUUUAAGCCUCCUACAGUGUUGGAAAGAAAGAAGAAAAUGUGAAGAUACUAUUCUAUGUCUAUUUUUAAACUUUUUGUAAGACUUUAUUUCAGCAGUGUGCUUUGAAGCCCCAGACAACUUCUGUGAACAGAUUACUGUAUGUCAAUUAAGUAAUUGGUAACUGUUUUCACAAAGCUGACCAGUCUUCAAAAAAAACUAGAGUUCUUCCAAGUUUGUCUGUAACGCUACUCGUACCAGUUGUGACAGUGGCCUGUUAGUCUUUUCAGACACAGUGACAGUACAGAAGCAAGCUGGACUAGAGUUAGGUUCACUUAAGGAACACAUACACAAGGAACUUUUUUUAUGGUUACUGUUUUGUACGCUGCAUAAUAUAUACCACUAUAUAUUAGGCAAACUGAGUUCCUAAGUUACUUUGGUAUGUCUUAAGUAGGUCUUCCUGCAGGAGACUUUACAGGAAUCUAGCAAUGUCACACUUGUGGAAGUGGCACUUAUUUGUCAAUUAUUCACAUUUUUUUUCCCCUGAAGGAAAAUAGUAACUCGCAGCUGACUGCAGUAUUCUGAUUAAUGAUGCCUCAGCAGAGCACUAUUUAAGAGACUUCACUUGGUGAGAUCUCCAAGUUUAAGCUCAGUCUUCUGUUUCCUUGUUUGAGGGACCAGUAGUGAAUUUGCUGGUAUGGAGAGGGAAGUUUGGUCCAUCUUACUGAAGUGAAUCUUUUUCUCUGUGUGUGCACUUGCAAGGUAAGAGCUAACAAAGAGCUGCUAUGAACUUUGAGGAAGCAUCAUCUUUUUUAUCUUUGUUUGGCAAAUUAUUAACCCAUUACCGUUAACAAUAAGUACAAUAUGUUGCAGGUAUUUAGCUGAAAAACCCCAUGAUUACUGGCAGAAUCUUAACCUGCAGAAACCAUGUUCUACUGCAAAUUCGUACUAGUAUGGAGCAUCUUAAUUUCAGAAAGGAAACUACUACAAGUGCUACUUCUCCUUACCUGCUAAGUCUCUUUCUUGAUACCUAUUUUCAGCUCGUUCAAAUUAAGAUGCCAUUUCAGCCUUAGAGUCAUGAAAAUGGUGGACUUCUUGUCAGAAUUUCAGCAUCCUGAAAAGAGUAUCAGAAAUUUGAUACUGAGCUUUGGACGUACAGGUCCUGGCAGAUUAGACUUAAUCCUUCUGGUGUUUCUCAUCUUUAUUGCAUUGUUCGAUAUACCUGUUCACAGCAAGAGGCUCAACCACGUCUUAGGCGUUUCUUAGUAUUUUGGGCAUUUUGCAGCAGGGGAAGUUACAGUUGCUGAAGCUGUUUCUAGGGCUGUCCACCUGCAGUCACGGAAGAGGCCACUUCAAAAGCACAGCAGUGACGUGGUCUUCCACCUCUGUACAGGGAUUCUCUAGGUGAACGCUGAAAGGCAAGUCAUCGGUGUCCCUCAAGAAAACCCUCUGCCUUAACAGCAGAGGACAAAAGUAGACUUGCAGCUAUGUAAGCGGCCUUCUGAAAUCCUUCCAGCUUAGGAUCACUUGAAAGAUCUCCAAAGCAUAGCUGUACUGGCUGCUUUUAGAGGCUUGUGCUCGCUUUGGGAAAAACAGCAUGUUUAGACUCACCCAGCAGUGAGGGUUUCUUUAAGCACUAUGGUUAGUGGCCCUGUUCUCUUCUCAGAAAUUCUUCUGAGUUAGAGCAGAAAUUGGAAAAAUAUAGUAAGAACUUUAAAUAA